This is a messenger RNA of Acytostelium subglobosum LB1, 960 nucleotides long. RefSeq lists its product as hypothetical. The record is from RefSeq and is a predicted model, not a curated record. The transcript is spliced from 2 exons. NCBI's taxonomy places the organism in Eukaryota, Evosea, Eumycetozoa, Acytosteliales, Acytosteliaceae. The coding region runs from base 1 to 960 and encodes 319 amino acids.
AUGUCCAAUUAUAAUUAUAUCCUGUUGACAUUGUUGUUGACAAUAACAUUUACCAUUAGUACCAUUAAUGGUCAAACAUGUCAAUCAUGUGUCAAGUUAAAUGAAGUCUGCAAUAAGACAACAAGUAUAUGUUCAAAGGGUAGUGGAUGUGCACUAACUGAUGAUGGCACAUACAGAUGUUUAACAAUACCCGGCAAUGGAGAGGACUGUCGACUCAUCAAGCAUUGUACCAACUUCUACACCUGUGAUGAAAAGACCAAUAGAUGUGUCUCGGAGAAAUACCUUGGCUUUGGCGAAGAGUGCACCAAUAAUACUCAAUGUUCAAGAGGUCUGACUUGCUCCAAUGUUGGAUGUACCAGCGUCACCUAUCCCAACUGCUCCACCUCCUUCUCAUGUAAAUACAACGAGAUAUGUAUGAAUGGAGCUUGUGCCGUCCCGCCACCAGAUGGAUCCGAUUGCAAGAACGGUGAUGAAUGUGAGCCAAUGAGCAACUGUUUGAAUGGCAAAUGUACUCCAUACCUCUCGGUCCAAUCCGGAGGUGACUGUGAUAUGUCAAUCGAUUGUGAUGUGCCCCAAGGUUUGAUCUGCAUUGAUAAGAAGUGCCAGAGCAAGAAUAUAUUGACCAAUACCAAGUGCAAUGACUCGUCAACAUGUUGGAAGAUGACAGACAAUGCACUUUGUAAGUGUGAUGGCAAGUCAUCACCUUCCAUUGGUUCAUGUGCUUUGACGAUCGAUGUUAACAAGGUGACCAAAUCAAUGUUCACCAACUUCAACUCGUGUCUAAUGAACAAUAAGUGUCCAAAGGUUGAUCAACCAAUUCCAGGCACCUGUUACAACAAGUGUGGUGUACCAAUGGCUGAAAUGGAUCUGUGUGGCAAUGGAGGAUCAGGACUCCUUAUACAUCCCAACACUAUCCUAACAUGUCUGGUACUGAUGGCUGCUGCAUGGUACUUGAUGUAG